AUGGAUGGUGCGGUGAUUAUUAACCCAGGCUGCGACCAAUCCGCUAUUAAUAUUAGCCACCCCAGUUUCAGUGGCACAGAUGUCUUUGGCUACACCUCAUUCCUUGCCUUUUCUACAAUCCCAAAUAUCAGCUUCUACUAUGAAUUCCGCCUGAAAUUUCAACUGGCAAACCACAGCUCAGCAGUACAAGAUAAUCUGAUAUUUUUCACUGGACAGAAAGGCCAGGGUCUCAGUGGAGAUGAUUUCCUGGUGCUAGGCCUGCGUAAUGGCAGUGUGGUAUACAGCUACAAUCUGGGCUCUGGCACGGCCACUCUCAUUAGUCAGCCACUUGAUCUGACACUCAGUAUUCAUGUGAUCCAUCUUGGCAGAUCUCUCCGAGCAGGCUGGCUGAAGGUGGAUGAUCAUAAGAAUAAAUCCAUCACAUCCCCAGGAAGGUUGGUUGGGCUCAAUGUCUUCAGUCAAUUUUAUGUAGGCGGCUACAUUGAAUACACUCCUGAACUCUUACCAAAUGGAUCCAAAUUUGAGAAUGGCUUUCAAGGAUGUAUUUUUGACAUAGAAGUUCGCACUGGAAAGGAUCACCGAUUUAAAUCACCAGGGACUCCGGCAGGCCAUCCCAAUGCAGGUCGCAGUGUAGGACAAUGUGAAGAUUCCCCAUGCAGUUUAAUAAAAUGCAGAAAUGGUGGAAUGUGCAUGGAAAGUGGCUCUACUGUUUACUGUGACUGCCCCACUGGAUGGAAAGGAGCAUUUUGCACAGAGACAGUUUCAGUUUGCGAUCCUGAGCACAACCCACCACAUCUGUGUAGAAAAGGUGCUACCUGUGUGCCACUGCCUGAUGGAUACACAUGCCACUGCCCUCUAGGAACUACUGGCACCUUCUGUGAACAAGCCUUAUCCAUAAGCGAUGCAUCUUUCAGAAGUAAUGAAUCAUCGUGGAUGUCAUUUGCUUCCUUUCAUAUCCGACACAAGACUCACAUCCAACUACAAUUUCAACCUCUUUCUGCAGACGGUAUCCUUUUUUAUACUGCCCAGCACCUUAGCCCUCGAUCAGGUGACUUUCUAUGUAUAUCCUUAGUAAGUGGAUUUGUACAACUACGCUACAGCCUUGGCGACAAGAUAGUCAUCUUACAAUCUCUUCAAAACGUAUGUACAAAUGGAAGUACAUGGCAUUUCCUUAAAGCAGGAAGAAUAGGUAAUGAAGGUUACCUGGAUCUGGAUGGCAUCAACAUUACCCAGAAAGCCAGUGCUGGAAUGACUGCCCUCGACAUAAACACAGAUUUCUAUGUCGGAGGAGUGUCAUCCUUAAAUCUUGUCAAUUCAAUGGCAAUAGAGAAUGAACCCAUAGGUUUCAGUGGGUGUAUACGAGAAAUUAUUAUAAACCACAGAGAACUAAAACUCACUGAGGCAGACCCUAAAGAUGGUUCCAAUGUAGGUGACUGUGACGGAACUGUUUGCGGGUACACAGUGUGCAAAAAUAAUGGUAAAUGUCAAGUUCAAAACUCAGGCUUUUCUUGCUUUUGUCCUCAACCCUGGACAGGGAACACGUGUGAACAAUUUGUUUACUGUUCACAUAAUGGUUGUCUGCACCAGGCUCUUUGUAUUCCUGAUCCCAUUUUAUUUUCAUACAGUUGUGCAUGUACACUAGGAUGGUCGGGUAGAUACUGUGACAAUGAAAUCUCAUUUUCUACUGCAAAAUUUGCAGGUAAUUCAUACAUCAAAUACAUGGAUCCUCAUUAUGGAAAGAGAGACCUCAGAUUUACCAGUGUAUCUCUAAAUUUUACUACCAGUCAGAGUGAAGGCUUAAUUUUAUGGAUGGGAAAAGCUGAAAAUGAAGACAAUGAUUUCCUUGCAGUUGGUCUUACUAAUGGGACCUUAAAAGUUGUGGUUAAUCUUGGAGAAAAAAUCUCUGUCCCUUUAAUUCACAGUAAACAUUCCCUUUGUUGCAAGAGAUGGCAUUUUGUCACCAUAGCUCAAAACCAGACUUCUAUUAAAGUGUACCUUGAUGAAUAUCUGGUUCUCUUUGAAGAUAUUGAUCCACAAAGAAAAUACAUUGCUCUAAACUAUGGAGGCAUUUGCUAUUUUGGUGGGUUUGAACUGGGCAGAAAAGUAAACACAGUCACUUCAGGGCUUUUUAGUCGGCAGCUAGUUGGUAAAAUUAAAGAUGUUGUACUCUUUCAAGAUUCUAAAACAAUCCAAUUAAUUAAGGCAGAAGGCUACAAUGUUUAUGAUGGAGAUAGGGAUUAACUGAAAAAAAUUAGGGUUAAAAAACCCCACAUGAACAGAUGAGUAGGUUUAUACUCCACCCUGUCUAUUGGCUAGUAAUAUUAGAAUGAGACUCCUUUUUAGUAACAUGCUUAGUAGUAUUACGCACACGCUGUAACUACUUGCUUGCUACUAUAAACUACCAAACUUUUUAUAUAGUUGGGUGAAUAGCACAGAUGAAAAAUGAUCAAAUUUACUUAUGAUAACUAAUCUCAUUUCUAGAUACUGUUUUGAAAACAGGAAACUUUGAUUUUAUAGAUUUAUUUUGCCUGAGACAGUUUUGUACUCUGAAAGUGACAGUUUACAAGAAUAAAUGCCCUGAGAAAUGUUUAAAUUAAUGGCCUCCUUUCCAGCUUCUUUAGCCUAGCAUUCUUAAGUACACUGUAUUAGUAAAGAAAUAGAAAGGCAGACAUUAGAAACCAGUCUCAGGGAGGGUGAUGGAGUACAGGUUGCCUAGUUUUACCUGGAAUUCCUGGAAACCAACUGGCAAUAGUAUACAGAAAAUUAACUACAUUUGCCUGAGUUUUAUUUACACACACACAAAUCUGUCUACUACUAUCAUCCAGAAUCCAGUACUUUUCCCAUUUAUUUUAAUACCAAAAAGUUUAUCCAAGUCUUACUUUCUCUUACAAAUUGCCCGUAAAGCAUGAAAAAGUCAGCAUUUGUGGAAUAACUUCAUGUACAUACAGUGUUUCAUAGGAAAACACUGGAGUUUUCCUUCAGCGUAGGUUGAGAUUUUCCAAGAUGUCUAGGGGAUAUAGCCACAGAUCUCCCACUGAAGUUCAAUCCUCGUGUCAGCUUAAAACCUCAACCGCAGAUAAAACCCUUUUAUGCAAAGUAAACAAGUUUAAUUCAUUUUUCAAAUGCCUAGUUAUCAUUACUUUAAUGAUCAGUACUUUAAUAAACAAGAAAUAAAACAAAGAUAUUUGAGUUAUAUUUAAUGUGCUCAGUUAUACUAUGGCCUCCAAUGCUAUUUAAAUUUUUAAUUUCAAUCGACUGCUAUUAAUUUACUGUAUAAAUAAAAUGUU
Molecule: messenger RNA, 3287 nt
Organism: Mauremys mutica (yellowpond turtle)
Lineage: Eukaryota; Metazoa; Chordata; Testudines; Geoemydidae
Product: protein eyes shut homolog
Exons: 8
Coding region: 1-2241 (746 amino acids)
Molecular function (GO): calcium ion binding
Source: RefSeq, a predicted model, not a curated record